CCCUUUCCGCGGCGUUCAGCGACGUUGUAGUUGACAGAUUUGUCGGAUUUUGGCCACUUCUAUGGCGGAUCUUUCCCAUACGUAUGUCCAGCCGCCUCCUCCUGGGAGCAGGAGGCGCAGAACCAGGGAGACUACGGUGUGGGACGAACUCGGAGACCUCCCCGGAUACGAGGUGGGUCAAAGAGCGGGAGGGAGCGUGAACGAGCCGCGUAAACGUGUCCUGUGUGUGCGCGCAGUGGGUCACCGACGAGAAGGAUGACGUCAUGGACGAGUACGUGAGGGUAAGAAGGGCGGCGGAGCCAGCAGGACCCACACGCACGGACAUCAGCGGGAGAUGAGCCAACACCGUACGUCUGUCUGUCUGUAUCCCAUGCAGCGAGCGAGUGAGGGGAUCCCGCCCCGCACGUUCCCCAGCCCACCCUCCAACUCGCCACCUGCGAGAUGCAGCCUUCACUUCCCGUGGACCAACACCACAUACACCAAACCAACACCGAGACCGACCCCUCAUUCGUAG
Vitrella brassicaformis is the source of this 514-nucleotide messenger RNA. Lineage: Eukaryota; Vitrellaceae. The record is from the annotation of a GenBank genome assembly.